Molecule: messenger RNA, 1065 nt
Organism: Trypanosoma brucei brucei TREU927
Lineage: Eukaryota; Euglenozoa; Kinetoplastea; Trypanosomatida; Trypanosomatidae
Exons: 1
Coding region: 1-1065 (354 amino acids)
Biological process (GO): peptidyl-lysine monomethylation
Molecular function (GO): protein-lysine N-methyltransferase activity
Source: RefSeq, a predicted model, not a curated record
AUGUUUAGAUUGUCAUUUGCCGCAUUCACAUCGGUAGCGGCAGGUAGCCGGAGUGUGGGAUGCUCCACUACAUUUAGCACAACAACAUCAGCGGCAGCAUCAUCAUCAUCAUCAGCAGCAGCAGCAACGGGAAAAGAGGCAUAUGAAGCUUUGAUGAAAUUUCUCACCUCCAGUGGAGCUACUUUUGAAGGCGUGGCGGUACGACCGAGUGCUGAACAGUGCCGUGGCCUCAUCGCAACACAAACCUUCCGUGAAGGCACAACAAUUCUUUCAGUGCCCAUGACAACUCUCUCCAUUACAGCAGAUCGAUUGCUCAAUACGGAUUUUAUACGAUCGCUCAACCCUCCCACACGCGAUGAUGUGCGGCGACUUCUCAUGGCGCGUGGUGUUAAUGAUCCCGUGUUAUGCGAUCAGGUGCAUUUGGCACUUCUUGUCGCAGGUGAGAGAAUUAAUGUACACUCGCCAUUUGCUCCAUACUUUGAUGUUUUACCAUAUCCAGCCAUAGAUGAUACGGCAGUAAUACAACGUUACAAAGAUGUGUUGGACCCAACGCAAUUGUUGGAGUGGGAUGAUCACCAACGUGACUGGGUGACGGUACUCCGAGCCUUAACGGAUCAAUGGGGAAAUGCAGGUCCACCAGUUGAAGUGUGUUAUUGGGCUUGGAGAACUGUUCUUAGUCGAAUGCAUAUGUUACCGGACAGGGGACUCGCACCAGCAGAUGUGGGAUCAAGUUUACAUUACUCCGCACUCGCCACAUAUGGCCGAGCUGAGCGACAAACUCGCAUUAUGAAACGACUUCGCGCCACCAUCGGUGCGGUGUUUGGUAGUGAUGGCGUGGCGGAGGAUUAUCGUCUUGUUCCCACAUUACUUCCGUUACUUGAUAUGGUGGAUCAUUUACCUUCCAGUAAUGUAAGCGUUGAGGUGCAACCACGGGGUGAUAGAGGGAGUUGUGGUGAAUUGCAGGCAUUGCGAGAAAUACAAGCGGGGGAACAUAUUGGUUUUAGUUUUAACCGCUCGCAGGGAAUUCCUUUCACGCUUUAUCGCUUUGGGUUUCUGCCUCUAUAG